Messenger RNA from Brassica rapa (field mustard), 4301 nucleotides. Its product is annotated as 2-oxoglutarate-Fe(II) type oxidoreductase hxnY. The record is from RefSeq and is a predicted model, not a curated record. Lineage: Eukaryota; Viridiplantae; Streptophyta; Magnoliopsida; Brassicales; Brassicaceae.
UCAUUUUUUCCCGAUUUUUUUCCGAUUUUUGUUCGAUCAUCGUUUAUGUGGUCCUCUGUUUCAACCGUCUCUUCAUCUGACUCUUAGAUUGCUCUUUCCUUGUGUGGAGUGUUUCAUUUUCAAGUUUAUCAAUAUAAUAAAAGAUAUAUGAUCGAUUAUGUAGGAAAAUCGAAGAUUGUUAGGUCGGUUGUAGGCAGUUAAGUUAUCUUUACUGAAACGAUUGAUCCGUCGGAUUAGAAUUUUCGAUUUUGAUUGGGUUAGGGCUGUUUUAUUUGAAUGGCUUCUUCUCCGGUUAGUCUUCUGGAGCUCCGUCGUCGUGGCUCCUUUCUAACACCCGAGGAAGAUGGUGGAUCCUUAUCUUGACGCGUGUUUCUCAAACGCUAGCGUUAGAACACGUGGUGGGUGACUGAUCUUUUCUUCUCCAACGGUUUUCUUUUGUUGGACUUAGAUCAUCUCCAACCCCACUUCAUUUUUCACUUUUUGUUUCAUUUUGAAGUAAGUUUUGCUCUAAUCCUACUUCAUUUUUGGCUUCAAAAUGAAGCAAUAAACAGUGUUGCUUCAAAUUUGAAGAUCUACUGUACAUAUCUUCAUUUUUGGAAGAUGAACUUUUUCAUUAUAAAUUGGUCCUUAACUUUUAUUUAUUUUUAUCUUUUGCCAAAAUAAACUAUAUGCUUUAAUAUAAUCCAAUUAAUUUCAAAAUUUUGACUAUUAUUUUUAUCUAAUCAGAUGUAUAUAUUAAAAACAUAUGAAUAUUUGUUUUAAGAACUGUUUAACUCGAUUUAAAAGAAUCAAAGAUAAAUAAGCUCAUUUUUUAUUCUAAAUACUUUUGUUAAUCAAUUGUAGAAAAAGUUAUAUAUAGUGUUUUUAUACAAAUUAUGAUGUUUUUUGUGUUUGUUUAUUCAUGUUAUGUAAUAAACUCAUUAUAUGAGAAUAUUAAAUUUAUAUUAAAUAAUGAUUAUGUUGGAUUAUUGUUAAAACAAAAUAGUUAGGUAAAAUAAGUAAAUAUAAAAAAGUAUAAGGUGUCUAUUGAUAAUUAAUGAUAAAGUGGAGAUGGAAUAUACUUAGAAUAUUUCUUUUAUAAGAAAGAAAUGAAGCAAACCAUUGGAGUGAAUGUUACUUCAUUUUUUUUUUCAUUUUGAAAAUAGUGAACUUUUGAAGAUAAAAAUGAAGCCAACCAUUAGAGAUGUUCUUAUGGCUUCAAAAGUAUUAUAUAGACUGGCCUUUGUGUUAGACUUUUGUUGUUACGAUUGUUUUGUGAUGAUAGGAGUUUCAAGGCUCCUAAUCAAAUGUUGUAGAUUAAAGGAUGUCAAACCAAUCCUAAGUGAUUAUGAUGCAAAGAGAAUGUAAGACCAUGCUUAAUCUAAGUGCUACCAGUUUUUGAGAUGAUUUUAAACUAGAUUACUACCUAAAAUGCAAUAAAAGACAAAGCUUUCUUUCUUAUAAGAAGGGAGAAUUCAUGGGCUAUAGGAAUUGAUCUUGGGUGAUCAAGAUUCAACCUAAAGGUGUCAAAUGUUGGGCUCCUAAUCAAAUGUUAGGAUAUCAUUUUGCUCAUUUUUGAACCUUUGUUUUAUUUUGUAAAGCUCUGUCUAUUUAGACUUUCACUCAUUGAAUAAAAUAUCAAAGAAAAAAAAUUAUAUUUUAUGGGAAUUAAUAAUGUAGUUCUGUUUGGUGACAGAAUUAAUAUUGUCAACAGUAGAGUUUCCACCUUUCGUAUAAUUUGGUUUUAAUUUCUAAUUGUUUAAAGACUUUUUAAUCCCACAAAAACUAUAAAAAACAAUAAAUUGGAAGACCACAUGAUCAAUUAAACUUAACCUUAUAUUGCAGACUAAUUAAACUUACCCUUAUAUUGCAGACGUAUUACGCAUAGUAGUGACAUCUCUGUGGUCCAAACUGAUCAACCUUUCAACAUACAAAGAACUUCCGACGUCAUAGAUUUACGAUUUACAGUACUUUGUGUAUUCGUAAAGUUUGAAUCAUUUCUGAUUUCUAUGAUUCACGGGUAUUGCACUCAACUGACGUUUCCGAAACGUUUCCCAUGUAUAAUAACUAAUAAGUGUCUGCAUUGUUUGUCAUGAUCUUCAACACAAAAACACUAAAAUAAUCUGUCUUUUUCGUUUUAUGUCCUUUUUCUAUAAAACUAAUUGACUUUCAUGUAUGUAUUAGAAGUAAAAACAGUAUUACUGUACGUUUAUACAGCUUAGGAUGUUUUUUCUUUUUGAGAAUUGUUAUAGUUUUUGAUGUUAAUAACCAUAACAAUAUAUGCCAUCUUGAUAUACGAAUCAGAACUUGUAAAGUAAUACUAGAUUUUGACCCGCGCCUUCUAAGCGCGGAUUUAUUUUUGAAAUUAAAUAAAUUCUUCUUAUAUAAGAGAUAAUGUAUAGGUUUGAGUAUAUUUACCAGAGUGCAUUGAACUGUACCAAACUGGAAAAAAACUCAAAAUUAAGCUGAAUUUCAUAAAUAAUCGAACAUAGAAAAAAUAGAAACCAAAGUAAGGACCAAAUGAGUAUUUAAAAUUUUAAAAUACAAAUUAUAUACCUAUUAAACAUAGCUAAACCAUUAAAAAUUUAUACUAUUAAUAAAAUUAUAUGUGGUAAUGAUCACAUUUGAAUAAUUUGUCAUAUAUCUAUAUGGAUUUAUUGUUAGAGCAAUUAUAUAAUAGACUAUAAGAGAAUAAUAAAUGAAUUCAUUUAAAUUAUGUAAAGUAUUUAUAUAGUUUGAAAAAUAUAAGUUAAGACCAAAUAAAUAGUUAAGUCUAGUGAAAUGGUCCAAUAACCUUGUUUAAGUAGAUUUUUAGGAAUGAUUCCUAGUAUAGAUAACUUGCCUCAAAUUCUAUCUCCUGAGAAGCUUGAGACUUUCUUAAAUUAAAACAAAAGUGUCUCAUGUUAAAACUUAAAACCUUGAAUAUUAUGAGAUCAGCCGCGUUGCACAAAAAAAAAGAGAUGAGCCGCAUGCCUAAAUGGAUUUAAUCUGUGAAGUGAAAUUUCUAUAAGCCCUUUAUGGCCUACUAUAUUCGCAGAUAUUUUAUUCAAUUAUUUUGCACCGUAAAAGCUGAGCUGAUGUGUCAGUUAAUCAGUCACACAGUGAUGACAUGACGUUAAAAAGAUAGAACAUUCACCGGACAUUCAAUCUAUUACUAGUAUUUUUGCACCGUAUCAGUCACAAAACGAUAAGAGAUUACGAAAAUGGAGACGUCACUUGUACUUCCGAUCGUUGAUAUUUCUUCACCGGACAAAAUCACCACUGCACGGUUGAUUCGCCGGGCAUGUGUGGAACAUGGAUUCUUCUAUGUUAAAAAUCAUGGCAUCCCGGAAGAAUUGAUGGAAGGGGUUUUCAGGGAGAGCAAAAGAUUCUUCAAUCUCCCACUAGAGGAUAAGAUGGUUUCACUACACCGUGAUUUUCUCGGUUAUACUCCACUGUAUGCUGAGAAACUCGACACGUCCUUGACCACCAUAGGUGAUUCCAAGGAAAGCUUUUUUCUUGGCUCUUCAGAAGGCGUUCGCGGUCAGUGUUACCCAAAUCAAUGGCCUUCUGAAAAUCUCUUGCCAUCAUGGAGGCAAACCAUGGAAUGUUACUACAAGAAUGUAAUAAAGUUGCUCGGCUUGGUUGCCUUGGCAUUAGAUUUAGAUGAGGACUUCUUCAUUAAAAUUGGAGCCUUGAAUGAUCCUGCAGCAGUUGUUCGGCUCAUACGCUAUCCAGGUGAAGUGAUUUCGUCGGAUGUAGAAACAUAUGGUGCCUCAGCUCACUCAGAUUAUGGAACGGUCACUCUUCUUUUGACUGAUGAAGUUCCAGGACUUCAGGUUUGUAGAGACAAAUCGAAACAACCACGCACUUGGGAAUAUGUUCCUAGACUCGGAGGGGCGUUUAUCGUCAACAUUGGUGAUUUGAUGGAGAGAUGGACCAACGGAUUGUUCCGGUCUACGUUGCACAGAGUGAUGCCGGUGGGAAAAGAGCGCUACUCGGUGGCGUUCUUCUUAGUUCCCAAUCCAGAUUGUAAUGUAGAAUGCUUGAAGACUUGUUGCAGCGAAACUUCUCCUGCAAGAUUCCCGCCUAUACUCGCCGGCGACUAUAUUAAGGAGCGUUUCAGGAUAACCUACGCCACUUAGUCCUAGUGUCUUUUAUGAUUAUAUUAUGUGAUGUAAUAAACUUCUAUCUUAUGCAUGAAAUAUGGUAUAAAAAUACAAAUAUGUUCUAGAAAAAGCUCAACUGUUUGUAGUUUAAAUUUUAUUUUCCUCCAAAACUUUCUAUUUUAGAAAACACUAAACUGUUUUAUUGAAUAAUGAAGUGGCCAUUUACUUUUGAAA